GGCAACAGAGACUGACACAGAGGACAGUGGAUAACGAAGCCGCGAACCCAAGUUCCUUCCUUCCUUCCUUCCUUCCUUCCUCUCGAGUCUGCUUCUUUCAUAUUCUGGUUCUCUUCGUUCUCCACAAGUUAAAGGAACGCAGGAAAACCCAGCGCGGGGCUCACUCAUUCCUUACGUCGUGGUCGAACCAGCCAUAGAAGAAGAGAACCUUUUUUGGCUUUUUCUGCUGAAAGUAGAACGGAGGGAGAUAGAGAGAGAGCGGAGAUGGCGGGACCUUCUUCGAGAGAGCCGCAGCUAACGAUAGCGGCGUCCUCGAUGUUCCCGGGGUUCAGGUUCUCGCCGACCGACGAGGAGCUCAUAUCGUUCUACCUCAAGAAGAAGCUCGACGGCAGCGAGGAGAGCGUCGAGGUCAUCUCCGAGGUCGAGAUUUGCCGCCACGAGCCCUGGGACCUUCCAGCGAAAUCCAUCAUCCGGUCAGAAAACGAGUGGUUCUUCUUUUCGGCUCGCGGAAGGAAGUACCCAAAUGGAAUGCAAAGUAGGCGAGCGACCGAACUUGGGUACUGGAAGGCCACAGGCAAGGAGCGCAAUGUCAAGGCUGGUUCCAGAGUGAUUGGUACUAAAAGGACUCUAGUUUUCCAUUUGGGCCGUGCGCCGAAAGGUGAAAGAACGGAAUGGAUCAUGCACGAGUACUGUAUGGAUGGGAAGUCGCAGGAUUCUGCAGUCAUCUGCCGCCUUCGCAGGAAUACCGAGUUCCGGAUUAACGACAGCUCGAAUCAGGCUUCUCCGAGUCAAAGGGAGCUUUCUUCUGUUGAUAAUAGAAACCAUGUUAUGUCCGAGGGCGGCAUUGAUGGGACAACUCUGUCUCAAGCCGUGGAAGGCUUCACAAGGAGGUGCCCGAGCAGUUACGACUCUCAUUCUGUUGAGCAGAUGGACUCGGCAUCCGAAUCCAACCAAAACUUACCAAACGAAGGGACGAUGACAGAGUCUGCCAUCCGCCAGAAGGACACUGACGACGAUGAAGAUUUCUUUGCGGACAUACUGAAAGAUGACAUAAUCAACCUAGACGGGUCCGCAGUUUCCACAGUGCCCCCUUCCCUGCCUGUGGAGUCCCGUCAACUGGAGGCCGAGUGGAGAUCUCAAGAGUCGAUUGAAGCAUUCCUGUCUCAAGUCCUCAACUUCCCGACCGAGCCAGUCCAAAGAAUCAACCCCAGAGCAGCGGAACAAUUGACAAUGUCAGCACUAGAGGGAUUAGAGCUGAACAAGGAAUACUCUGCCAACAAGGACAAAGAACCAAGCGACAAGCAAUCGCCGACAUGCAUCUUCACAACCAUCGUUGCCGGGAAAACAUUCGGUCGCCGGUUUUCGUCCGCGGUGCUACUGAUUGCGGUUCUUGCGGGGUUGCUGGUGUUCCUGCUGGGGGGGUACCCGCGAGUGAAAACGAUCAUGCGGGACAUCGCAUUUUACGUUAACUUUUGGAAAAACUUUGUGACGAUGCCCCGUCCCUUGUUGCUCGCCUUUCUGUUGCUAGUCCUCAUUUUCACUUCCCAGUUUGAGUGGAAGCAACCCCUUGUGACCGACCUUGAAAACACUCUGAGCAUCGCCCAGAAGCAAUCCCGAGUUUCAGUGAGGCGAGAAGCUGUAAAAGAGAAGAUCAUCAUAUCGCAAGAGCAACGCAUCCAGAAACUGUACGAGCUUGUCCGGAGCCUUAAGGAGCAGCUGUCACAAUGUAGGAGCAGUAAGACAAGAAAUAGCACCACUAUCCCUCUACCUGAACAUUUUAUCGAACUCGAACAAAAGCAGCCUCUAGAGGAUUAGUGGCCCUCGGACAUCUCGUGUCUUGAAGCGAGACGGAGGAGGAUAAGAGAAGAAGAAGCAGAAGAAGAAGGAAGAAGAUGGUGAUGUUAUUUCAUUAAUUCCGCUCUGAACAUCACCUAAUUGUUCGGCCACCUUUAUUAAUGACCUUCUCUAUUCAAUGGCCACCUGGGCAACUAUGUUGAGUCAGCCUCUUUAGCAUUUAGACAAGUCCGUUACCCGUGUUAUUGCUUCCGUUCCUUACGGACACGGCAAUGACUAUCUGGAUAUGGUGUUACAACUUCCAGUGAGCCACGGCGAAACUCGGAUUAAGGUGGGGUGAGAUGAUAACUUUUGGGACAUACUAGCUCGGUCACGAUAGUAGAAAGGAUUACGCAGCACACCCAACGGCUGAGGGGCGGUCCAUCAUCGUCGGGUACUAUGGCUACAAAUUGGAGGACCCGAUCCUGCUGUAUCUGUCUUCAAAUGUGAAUCUAAACGUGUAAUCCAACUUUUUAUAUUGGCCCCUUUGGUUGGUAUGUCUUUCUAAGAGUCAUAACUAGCUGCUCCAUUUUUGAACCAACACAAGUACGAAUUGCACGUCUGUAAAGUCUCCAAGUUGCAUGAA
Messenger RNA from Rhodamnia argentea, 2419 nucleotides. RefSeq names its product NAC domain-containing protein 40-like. Gene Ontology annotation, biological process: regulation of DNA-templated transcription. The transcript is spliced from 7 exons. Gene Ontology annotation, molecular function: DNA binding. Bases 265 to 1815 code for a protein of 516 amino acids. The record is from RefSeq and is a predicted model, not a curated record. NCBI's taxonomy places the organism in Eukaryota, Viridiplantae, Streptophyta, Magnoliopsida, Myrtales, Myrtaceae.